CCGUCACAAUCGCCGACUCAAACGCAACAACAAGCACAAACAGCCGCCUCAACCAAAACCAAUAAUGCCGCUAUUUUAAGUUUAUUGAACAGUAGUCCUGCUAAUUCACUUCAACAGAAGAAUCAAGGCCAAACACGGCGUAUUUCCCUCAACGCCUCAAUUCCACCACGAGUUAUUGGACAUGGAAAUGUUAUAACUGUUCCCAACACCACAGGCCAAGUCAGAGUUAGUUUUAGCUCAGCUUUAACGAGUCAAUUGACUGGUAAACAGCAAUCAGUCAAAGCGACAGCAGUUCGAUUAGCAAGAGUACAAGAUAAUACUUCCACUCUUGGACUCUCAAUGCCAGGACUUUCAGCACUUCUCGCUGGAACACCAUCGGCAGACAAUCCCAUACCUGGUAUAAAUACUGCUUCGACACUAUUAGAAAGGCUAACAGCCUCUUCAAAUCACGGUAACCAGCAGCCAGCGAGUCCCAUGACGAGCCCCUCGCCUACCAAUGUCAGUCUCCAGGGAGUUAAUCUUACCAAUUUACCUGGCUCUAUAAAUGGUCUACAAAACGUUCAGGUCUCAUUCCCUGGAUUGUCACAAUCUAUUACAAUGCCACUGAAUGUGUCCGCUGCAACUGCCUCAGUUACACCUACUGGAGUAAUUGUAUCUUUACCCAUAUCGUCUGGCAGCAAUAUCUGUACAACUGUAUCAAGUAUGAUUGGUGCAACAGUUGUGACAACAGCAGUUGCUGGAACAACUCCAACAGUAGUAAUAGCUAACCCUGCUAAUACACACUUAUCCCUGCCAAUUGCUCAGAUUAUCCCAUCAGGCGUAAAGAGUUUGGCUCAGCAAACUCAAAAUAUACGAAAUACCAAUACAGUGGCUCUUUCACAGAAGAGUGGACAGGCAAUACAACUGGUGGGUUCCCAUCGGCCACGGCUUAAUCAAAUAACCCGCAAAGCGCAACCGAACCAAGUCACAUCCACUGUUUUACCUAAUCAGCUGGUCACUGUAGCGAAAACAGUUACUGCAAGUCAGCUCAUCUUGUCUGGUAAUAAACAAGUGUUAACACCAAUAAUGGCUACAACGAAGCCGCUACUAAUGGCAACUCAAGCGAAUCAAGCUAUACAAGCAACGCCGUCUUCCCAAACAGUACCUGGCAAUAAACAUGCUCUAUUGACAAAAUCAUUGCACGCAAGAGGCGGUGCAACUGGUCAAAUUGCUUCCCAGACUCAGGGAAUAGGUGUGACCAGCUUAUCGCAGCAACAACUUCAGCAACUUCAACAAUGUUUAGUUGCUCAACAAAAAGCAACAGUAGUUGCUGCUAGUAAUUCACCCAACCGAAGUCAAAUUCAACCUAGAGGUGCUGUACCACCGUCUACUGACGAGUCUCUGUGAGCUUCCUAAAGUUCUUUUAUUCUCUUUAUUCCGCAACAUGGUUAAAUCUCAUUUCAAUUAUUCUCUCCCCGCCCCCUUAAUAUCUCAUUAUUCUAUGAUGAUAAUAAUCCGUCUUUUUCUGACCCACCAAUACUUAGUUAUAAAAUUGAUAGCAAAUCCUCAUUCGUUAGCGAUAUAUCAUCUUACUAAAUUAACAUUGAACGAGAAAAAAAACAACGGACGGAAUUGCGAGUAUUAUAUUGUAGAAUAGAGAGCAUUAUUAUUAGAUCUGCAACGGAAAGUUUAAAUUAUUGUACGCAUCCACCACCAUAUCGUACGUACUUACGAUAUUAUAUAAUAAUUAUUAUAUAUUAUAUAUUAAUGAUUCGUUUUAUAUGAAAGAUUAAAAAAGCAAAAAA
Messenger RNA from Diachasma alloeum, 1784 nucleotides. RefSeq names its product myb-like protein U. Gene Ontology annotation, molecular function: laminin binding; calcium ion binding. Lineage: Eukaryota; Metazoa; Arthropoda; Insecta; Hymenoptera; Braconidae. Gene Ontology annotation, biological process: axon guidance; muscle attachment; nerve development. Gene Ontology annotation, cellular component: sarcolemma; dystroglycan complex. The record is from RefSeq and is a predicted model, not a curated record.